AUGGGGUUAUCAAUGGGUAGCAUUGUUACUUGGAAUGUUAGGGGGCUGAACCGCUCGCUAAAACAAAAGGAGGUUCGUCAGGUUAUUGUUGAAACUAAGGUUCAGGUGUGUGCUUUAUUAGAGACUCAUUUGGAUGCUUCGAUUGUAUCGAAUGUUGGUAAAAAUGUUUGUCAGGCUUGGAACUGGGUGUCGAAUGCGAGUUGUUGUAAUAGAGGGACUCGUUUUAUGAUUGGAUGGGAUGCAAAUAUGGUGGAUGUCAUGGUUCUUCAUCAAACUGAUCAGGUUGUUCAUUCGCAGAUUACGUUUAAGCUUGAUAGGAAAUCGUUUUUUUGUUCCUUUGUGUAUGCUGAAAACCAUUACAAUACUAGAAGGGAGUUGUGGAAUGAUCUGUGUAAACAUAACCUAUUCGUUGGUGACAAACCUUGGGUUAUGUUGGGCGAUUUUAACUCGAUUCUGUUUCUUGAUGAUUCUUUGUCUGGAACCUCAACGUCAAAUAUUGGAACUAGGGAAUUCAAGGAAUGUGUCAAUAAUAUAGAGAUGGUUGAUGUCAAAAGUUCAGGUUUACACUACACCUGGACCAAUAAGCAGAAAAAAGGUAAGGCGAUUUUUAGAAAGAUAGACCGAGUGAUGGGGAACUCGAGUUUUAUUGAUGUUUUUCCUGAUGCUGCUGCUUGUUUCCUUCCAUACCGUAUUUCAGACCAUACCCCUUAUACUCUUGUGUUACCAAAUAUUAAAAGAGAUAAAGCUAAGCCUUUUAAAUUUGUUAAUUUACUGGCUGAGAAGAAAGAAUUUUUGGGUGAGGUGAAGAGAAUUUGGGAGACGGAAGUUAAUGGUCACGCGAUGUUUCAAGUAGUGAAAAAACUUAAGUGUUUGAAAUCUCCGAUGCGGAAACUUAUGUAUAAACAAGGGAACUUGCAUGAGAAAGUUAAGGUAGCUCAGAAGAUGUUAGAUGAGUGUCAGCAACUGUUGGAUUCGAAUCCAGAUAACAAGGAGCUGAUGAAUAACCAAGACCGAUUGCUUCAAGGGUAUAAAGAUGCGGUUCGGGAUGAAGCUCUUUUUCGAAGGUCGAUUGGCUUGAGCUGGGAGACUCAAAUACAAAAUACUUUCACAACGUGGUCAAAGCAAAGAAUCAUCGAAGUAAGAUAUUUUCGAUUAAGGAUGUAG
Molecule: messenger RNA, 1164 nt
Organism: Helianthus annuus (common sunflower)
Lineage: Eukaryota; Viridiplantae; Streptophyta; Magnoliopsida; Asterales; Asteraceae
Exons: 1
Coding region: 1-1164 (387 amino acids)
Molecular function (GO): catalytic activity
Source: RefSeq, a predicted model, not a curated record